Amphibalanus amphitrite is the source of this 2878-nucleotide messenger RNA. RefSeq names its product formin-like protein 20. The coding region runs from base 1403 to 2407 and encodes 334 amino acids. The record is from RefSeq and is a predicted model, not a curated record. The transcript is spliced from 4 exons. NCBI's taxonomy places the organism in Eukaryota, Metazoa, Arthropoda, Thecostraca, Balanomorpha, Balanidae.
AGAAAGAGGAAACAAACGAAAAUGGCGUAGGCAAACUUCGAAACAAUUGAACACGAAACUAUGAAAUUGAAGUGCGAAAGCGAUCGAACGAUUACGAAAACGAAGCGAAAACGAUCGAAGGAAGCGAAAGAAAUUCGAACGAAGUGACGCCGAUUCAAGCGAUCGAGAAUCGCUUCAGAUGAAUUCUAUGUAUAAUUUGUGAGAUGAUCGCCAGUAUAAAUUAAGAGUUGAAAUGUGUUUGGUGUUUGAUUCGUAUCGAACGCAACGCCAUUUAGAUCCUGUAUGGCAAUAGCAGUUUCGAAGUGCCCAUUUACGUGAACUAAAGAUAUUCACAGCAAGAUUGCAAGUGACAAACUCCCAAGAUUCAGAAGAGAAUGAUAUUGUGAUCAAACACGAUUGCUUGAUUUGCUACACUUUGUUUUACCGAGCCACAAGCGGCAUCUUGUUGAUUUUACUAAGCAUAUUAAGUUCACAUGUAUCAAGAAUGCAAUGAUUUGUCUGGCUACCUAUGGUCUGCACAGGAGUAUAUGACAAGGUUGAAACCUCAGGGACAGAGGUUUCAAGGGGAGGGUGUUGUUGCGGCAACAGCAUCGAUUUAUUGCUUAUUUUGGAGUGAGGGAUCCCCCGAAACACAAGAAAAAAUCUGGCUGCAAGAGGUUACUUAGUUUCAUUAAAAUGCGUGAGAUGCAUCUUAAAAUCAACAAAAAUUCAAAAAAGAUAAAGAAAGAAAGAAAAACAAGAAAGAGGAAACAAACGAAAAUGGCGUAGGCAAACUUCGAAACAAUUGAACACGAAACUAUGAAAUUGAAGUGCGAAAGCGAUCGAACGAUUACGAAAACGAAGCGAAAACGAUCGAAGGAAGCGAAAGAAAUUCGAACGAAGUGACGCCGAUUCAAGCGAUCGAGAAUCGCUUCAGAUGAAUUCUAUGUAUAAUUUGUGAGAUGAUCGCCAGUAUAAAUUAAGAGUUGAAAUGUGUUUGGUGUUUGAUUCGUAUCGAACGCAACGCCAUUUAGAUCCUGUAUGGCAAUAACAGAUAUAUUGGCCCGUUUGGAAAGUCACAAUGAUUAAUUCCAACCCCUAGGAAAGCGACGAACACACGAGGGGCCUCUUGAAUGUCCGGACAGUUUCUAGCGAUUUCGGGAUGAUCCCCUAUUGCAGAGCCAUGACCAGAAGUGAGCCCCCGAUACAGGAAAACCGCGGACGAGUAUUUGGCCAUCGGGUCACGCCAGCCAUCCGUACCGUCCACAUGGCAUCUGGGACCACGCCUGUGCCCCCGCCCUGACUACAAACGGACGGAGGGAGGGGUUGUCAGUGCGACAUACCGCUCUAUAAAUACAGAAACCGGCGAUCGCAGGAGCACAGCACACUCAACGGACAUUCCGCAAACACAACUGCAGACAUCAUGAAGAUUCUGGUACUCCUAUGCCUGGCGGCCCUGACGCUGGGUGACGACGAUGUGUAUCAAUCGCACUACCAUGAUCACGACGGCCACCCCGGCGUGCCUCUGCCGCCGAUCCCGUGCCACGGCAAACCAGGCUGUCCGCCGCCUCCCCCGCCACCCUGCGACAAGCCGGGCUGUCCCGGCUACCCGGUCCCCCCUCCCUCACCACCCUGCGACAAGCCGGGCUGUCCCGGCUACCCGGUCCCCUCUCCCAAACCCCCGUGUCACGGCAAGCCGGGCUGUCCCGGCUAUCCGGUCCCCCCUCCCAAACCCCCGUGUCACGGCAAGCCGGGCUGUCCGGGCUACCCGGUCCCCCCUCCCAAACCCCCGUGCCACGGCAAGCCGGGCUGUCCCGGCUACCCGGUCCCCCCUCCCAAACCCCCGUGCCACGGCAAACCGGGCUGUCCCGGCUACCCGGUCCCCCCUCCCAAACCCCCGUGCCACGGCAAGCCGGGCUGUCCGGGCUACCCGGUCCCCCCUCCCAAACCCCCGUGCCACGGCAAGCCGGGCUGUCCGGGCUACCCGGUCCCCCCUCCCAAACCCCCGUGCCACGGCAAGCCGGGCUGUCCGGGCUACCCGGUCCCCCCUCCCAAACCCCCGUGCCACGGCAAGCCGGGCUGUCCCGGCUACCCGGUCCCCCCUCCUCAACCCCCGUGCCACGGCAAGCCGGGCUGUCCCGGCUACCCCGUCCCCCCUCCUCAGCCCCCGUGUCACGGCAAGCCGGGCUGUCCCGGCUACCCGGUCCCCCCUCCCAAACCCCCGUGUAACGGCAAGCCGGGCUGUCCUCCCCCUGUCCAUCCACCUUGCGACAAGCCCGGCUGUCCCGGCUACUCUGGCAGUAACGUCUACUACCGCUAUCACGUCAACUACCCCAAGUACUGGGCCAGCCAGGGUAAGCAGGAGACCAUUGAUGCCAGCGGAACGCGCGGCUCAUACUACGUGGAGCCUGGAGGAGCCGCUGAGUAGCAUCUACGUGUCGUACGAUCACCCGCGCAAGGGUCACCACUGAGGCCUCCCGGUGACCCCGUCAAGGUCACCACUGAGGUCCUCCCUGUGACCCCGUCAAGGUCACCACUGAGGUCCUCCCGGUGACCCCGCCGAGCUGACCUGCUGACCUCUCUGACGGUCCUCUCAGUCUCACACUCGGUGUCUGUGUGUUGCUGACCCCACAACUGUCAUCAGUUAGUCUGUCCGUGUCGAUUGGUGACGGAAAUUUGAUAGGAAGAGAUGUCUGGAGAGAGUGGGAAGUGGAUAAUGAAGGAUGAAGAAGAAGUUGGAAGAGGGGAUAAGUGAGGAGUUGGGAGCGAAGGGUUGUAAAUAGUUUCGUAGUGAUAAAUUUUUAGACACAGUGCUUUCUAUUAGACUUCAUUAGAUAUCCACUUCCACCAUUCAACGGUCGCGGCUGAUGUCUUCUGCUAAUAUAAAAUGAUUAUACGA